ACGUGGACGUGGAUGGGUCGUGGACGUGGAUGUGGACGUGGACGUGGACGUGGAUGUGGACGUGGACGUGGACAUGGUCGUGGACGUGGACGAAGACGUGGUCGUGGACGUGGACGUUGACGUGGACGUGGUCGUUGACGUGGACGUGGACGUGGACGUGGAGGACGUGGACGUGGACGUGGAGGACAAGGACGUGGACGUGGACGUGGACGUGGACCUGGAUGUGGACGUGGACGUUGACGUGGACAUGGUCGUGGACGUGGACGUGGACGUGGAGGACGUGGACGUGGACAUGGAGGACGAAGACGUGGACGUGGACGUGGACGUGGACCUGGACAUGGACGUGGACGUGGACUUGGACGUGGUCGUGGACGUGGACGAAGACGUGGACGUGGACGUGGACGACGUGGACGUGGACGUGGAGGACGUGGACGUAGACGUCGACGUGGACCUGGACGUGGACGUGGACGUGGACGUCGACGUGCACCUGGACGUGGACAUGGACUUGGACGUGGACGUGGACGUGGACGUGGACCUGGACCUAGACGUGGACGUGGACUUGGACGUAGACAUGGACUUGGACUUGGACGUCGUGGACGUGGACGUGGACAUAGACAUAGACGUAGACCUGGACGUGGACGUAGACGUGGACGUGGACCUGGACGUGGACGUGGACGUGGAUGUGGACGUGGUUGUGGACGUGGACGUGGUCGUGGACGUGGACGUGGUCUUGGUCGUGGACAUGAACGUGGUCGUGGACGUGGACGUGGACGUGGACGUAGACGUGGUCGUGGACGUGGACGUGGACGUGGACGUGGUCGUGGACGUGGACGUGGACGUGGUCGUGGACGUGGACGUGGACGUGGACCUGGACCUGGACGUGGACUUGGACGUGGACGUGGACGUGGACAUGGACGUGGUCGUGGACGUGGACGUAGACGUGGUCGUGGACGUGAUCGUGGACGUGGACGUGGAUGUGGACGUGGUCGUGGACAGGGACGUGGACGUGGACCUGGACGUCGACGUGGACUUGGACGUGGACGUGGACGUGGACGUGGUCAUAGACGUGGACGUGGAGGUGGACGUGGACGUGGGCGUGGACGUGGAUGUGGACGUGGUCGUGGACGUGGACGUGGACGUGGUCGUAGACGUGGACGUGGACGUGGACGUGGUCGUGGACGUGGUCGUGGACGUGGACGUGGACAUGGACGUGGACGUGGUCAUGGACAUGGACGUGAACGUGGUCGUGGUCGUGAACGUGGACGUGGACGUGGUCCUGGACGUGGACGUGGACGUGGACGUGGACGUGGACGUAGGCGUGGUCGUGGACGUGGAUGUGGAUGUGGACUUGGACGUGGACGUGGACGUGGUCGUGGACGUGGACGUGGACGUGGACGUGGUCGUGGACGUGGACGUGGACGUGGACGUGGUCGUGGACGUGGAUGUGGACGUGGACGUGGUCGUGGACGUGGUCGUGGACAUGGACGUGGACGUCGUCGUGGACGAGGACGUGGACGUGGUCGUGGAUGUGGACGUGGACGUGGACGUGGAGGACGUGGACGUGGACGUGGAGGACGAGGACGUGGACGUGGACGUGGACGUGGACCUGGACGUGGACGUGGACUUGGACAUGGACGUGGACGUGGACGUGGUCGUGGACGUAGACGUGGACGUGGUCCUGGACGUGGACGUGGACGUGGUCUUUGACGUGGACGUGGACCUGGACGUGGACGUGGACGUGGACGUGGACUUGGACGUGGACGUGGACGUGGACAUAGACGUGGACCUGGACGUGGUCGUGGACGUGGUCGUGGACGUGGACGUUGACGUGGACGUUGACGUGGUCGUGGACGUGGACGUGGACCUGGACGUUGACGUGGAUUUGGACGUGGACGUGGACGUGGAUGUGGACGUGGACUUGGACGUGGACGUGGACGUGGACGUGGUCGUGGACGUAGACGUGGACGUCGACGUGGAGGAGGUGGACGUGGACGUGGAGGACGUGGACGUGGACGUGGAGGACGUGGACGUGGACGUGGAGGACGUGGACGUGGAGGUGGACGUGGACGUUGACGUGGAAGUGGACGUGAACGUGGACGUGGAUGUGGAUGUGGACUUGGACGUGGACGUGGAAGUGGACGUGGACGUGGACGUGGUCAUGGACGUGGACGUGGACUUGGACGUGGACGUGGACGUUGACGUGGAGGACGUGGACGUGGACGUGGAGGACGUGGACGUGGACGUGGAGGACGUGGACGUGGAGGUGGAUGUGGUGUGGUCACGAAGACGUGGACGUGGAUGGGUCGUGGACGUGGAUGUGGACGUGGACGUGGACGUGGAUGUGGACGUGGACGUGGACAUGGUCGUGGACGUGGACGAAGACGUGGUCGUGGACGUGGACGUUGACGUGGACGUGGUCGUUGACGUGGACGUGGACGUGGACGUGGAGGACGUGGACGUGGACGUGGAGGACAAGGACGUGGACGUGGACGUGGACGUGGACCUGGAUGUGGACGUGGACGUUGACGUGGACGUGGUCGUGGACGUGGACGUGGACGUGGAGGACGUGGACGUGGACAUGGAGGACGAAGACGUGGACGUGGACGUGGACGUGGACCUGGACAUGGACGUGGACGUGGACUUGGACGUGGUCGUGGACGUGGACGUGGACGUGGAUGUGGACGUGGACGUGGACGUGGUCGUGGACGUGGUCGUGGACGUGGACGUGGACAUGGACGUGGACGAGGUCAUGGACAUGGACGUGGACUUGGUCGUGGUCGUGAACGUGGACGUGGACGUGGUCGUGGACGUGGACGUGGACAUGGACGUGGUCGUGGACUUCGACGUGGACGUGGACGUGGUCGUGGACGUGGACGUGGACAUGGACUUGGACGUGGACGUGGUCGUGGACGUAGACGUGGACGUGGACGUGGACGUGGUCGUGGACGUGGACGUGGACGUGGACGUGGUCGUGGACGUGGACGUGGUCGUGGACGUGGACGUGGUCGUGGACAUGGACGUCGACGUGGUCGUGGACGAGGACGUGGACGUGGUCGUGGAUGUGGACGUGGACGUGGACGUGGAGGACGUGGACGUGGACGUGGAGGACGACGACGUGGACGUGGACCUGGACGUGGACGUGGACUUGGACAUGGACGUGGACGUAGACGUGGUCGUGGACGUGGACGUGGUCGUGGACGUGGACGUGGACGUGGUCGUGGACGUGGACGUGGACCUGGACGUGGACGUGGACGUGGACGUGGACUUGGACGUGGACUUGGACGUGGACGUAGACGUGGACCUGGACGUGGUCGUGGACGUGGUCGUGGACGUGGACGUUGACGUGGACGUGGACGUGGUUGUGUACGUGGACGUGGACCUGGACGUGGACGUGGAUUUGGACGUGGACGUGGACGUGGAUGUGGACGUGGACUUGGACGUGGACGUGGACGUGGACGUGGACGUGGACGUGGUCGUGGACGUGGACGGGGACGUGGACGUGGAGGACGUGGACGUGGACGUGGAGGACGUGGACGUGGACGUGGACGUUGACGUGGAAGUGGACGUGGACGUGGACGUGGAGGACGUGGACAUGGACUUGGACGUGGACGUGGAAGUGGACGUGGACGUGGACGUGGUCAUGGACGUGGACGUGGACUUGGACGUGGACGUGGACGUUGACGUGGAGGACGUGGACGUGGACGUGGAGGAGGUGGACGUGGACGUGGAGGACGUGGACGUGGAGGUGGAUGUGGCGUGGUCACGUGGACGUGGACUUGGAUGGGUCGUGGACGUGGACGUGGACGUGGACGUGGACGUGGAUGUGGACGUGGACGUGGACGUGGACGUGGUCGUGGACGUGGACGAAGACGUGGUCAUUGACGUGGACGUGGACGUUGACGUGGACGUGGUCGUUGACGUGGACGUGGACGUGGAUGUGGAGGACGUGGACGUGGACGUGGAGGACAAGGACGUGGACGUGGACGUGGACGUGGACGUGGACCUGAACGUGGACGUGGACGUUGACGUGGACGUGGUCGUGGACGUGGACGUGGACGUGGAGGACGUGGACGUGGACGUGGAGGACGAGGACGUGGACGUGGACGUGGACGUGGAAUUGGACGUGGACGUGGACGUGGACGUGGUCGUGGACGUGGACGUGGUCGUGGACGUGGACGUGGUCGUGGACGUGGACGUGGAUGUGGACGUGGACCUGGACGUGGUCGUGGACGUGGACGUGGACGUGGAUGUGGUCAUGGACGUGGACGUGGACGUGGACGUGGACGUGGACAUGGACGUGGACGUGGACUUGGACGUGGUCGUGGACGUGGAAUUGGACGUGGACGUGGACCUGGACCUGGUCGUGGACGUGGACGUGGACGUGGAUGUGGACUUGGACGUGGACGUGGACGUGGACGUGGACGUGGACCUGGACGUGGUCGUGGACGUGGACGUUGAUGUGGACGUGGACGUGGACGUGGACGUGGAGGUGGAUGUGGCGUGGUCGAGGAGGACGUGGACACGUGGACGUGGAUGGGUCGUGGACGUGGACGUGGACGUGGAUGUGGACAUGGACGUGGACGUGGACGUGGUCGGGGACAUGGACGAAGACGUGGUCGUGGACGUGGACGUGGACGUUGACGUGGACGUGGUCGUUGACGUGGACGUGGACGUGGACGUGGAGGACGUGGACGUGGACGUGGAGGACAAGGACGUGGAUGUGGACGUGGACGUGGACCAGGACGUGGACGUGGACGUUGACGUGGACGUGGUCGUGGACGUGGACGUGGAGGACGUGGACGUGGACGUGGAGGACAAGGACGAGGACGUGGACGUGGACGUGGACGUGGACCUGGACGUGGACGUGGACGUGGACGUGGACGUGGUGGUGGACGUGGACGUCGACGUGGUCGUGGACGUGGUCGUGGACGUGGACGUGGACGUGGACGUGGAUGUGAACGUGGACGUGGAUGUGGACGUACUCGUCGACAUGGAAGUGGACGUGGACGUGGUCGUGGACGUGGACGUGGACAUGGACCUGGACCUGGACGUGGACUUGGACGUGGACGUGGACGUGGACGUGGACGUCGACGUGGAGGACAUGGACGUGGACGUGGAGGACGUGGACGUGGACGUGGACGUGGAGGACCUAGACGUGGACGUGGACGUGGACCUUGACGUGGAGGACGUGGACGUGGACGUGGAGGACGUGGUCAUGGACGUGGACGUGGACGUGGUCGUGGACGUGGAGGACCUGGACGUGGACGUGGACGAAGACGUGGACAUGGAGGGGUCGUGGACGUGGACGUGGUCGUGGUCACGUGGACGUGGACGUGGUCACGUGGACGUGGACAUGGACGUGGACGUGGACGUGGUCGUGGACGUGGACGUGGACGUGGACGUGGUCGUGGACGUGGACGUGGACGUGGUCGCUGAUGUGGACGUGGACGUGGACGUGGACCUGGACGUUGACGUGGAUGUGGUCCAGGACUUGGACGUGGAUGUGGACGUGGACGUGGACGUGGUCGUGGACGUGGAUGUGGACGUGGACGUGGACGUGGAUGUGGACCUGGACGUGGACGUGGACCUGGACGUGGACGUGGAUGUGGAUGUGGACAUGGUCGUGGACGUCGACGUCGACAUCGACGUGGACGUGGACGUGGAUGUGGACGUGGACGUGGACCUAGACGUGGACGUGGAGGUGGACGUGGACCUGGACGUGGACGUGGACGUGGACAUGGACAUGGACGUGGACGUGGACGUGGUUGUGGACGUGGACAUGGUCGUGGACAUGGUCGUGGACGUGGACGUGGACGUGGACAUGAACGUGGUCGUGGACGUCGACGUGAACGUGGACAUGGACGUAGAUGUGGACGUGGUCGUGGACGUGGACGUGGACAUGGACGUGGACGUGGUCGUGGACGUGGACGUAGACGUGGUCGUGGUCGUGAACGUGGACAUGGACGUGGACGUGGACUUGGACGUGGACGUGGACGUGGACAUAGACGUUGUGGACGUGGACGUGGACCUGGACCUGGACCUGAACGUGGACAUGGACGUGGACGUGGACGUGGACUUGGACGUGGACGUGGACGUGGACGUGGUGGACGUGGACGUGGACGUGGAGGACGUGGACGUGGACGUGGACCUGAACGUGGACCUGGACAUGGACUUGGACGUGGACGUGGACGUGGACGUAGAUAUGGACGUGGACGUGGACAUGGACGUGGACGUGGACGUGGACGUGGACAUGGACGUGGACCUGGACGUGGACGUGGACGUGGACGUGGAUGGGAUGUGGACGUGGACGUGGACGUGGACGUGGACGUGGACGUGGAUACCUGGACCUGGUUUGGACGUGGACGUGGACGUGGACGUGGACGUGGUCGUGGACGUGGACCUGGACAUGGACGUGGACGUGGUUGUGGACGUGGUCGUGGACCUGGACCUGGACGUGGACUUGGACGUGGACGUGGACGUGGACGUGGACGUGGUCGUGGACGUGGACGUGGACGUGGACGUGGACGUGGAUGUGGACGUGGUUGUGGACGUGGACCUGGACGUGGACGUGGACGUGGUUGUGGACGUGGACAUGGACGUGGACGUGGACCUGGACGUGGACAUGGACGUGGACGUGGACGUUGUUGUGGACGUUGACGUCGACCUGGACGUGGACGUGGACGUGGAUGUGGUCGUGGACGUGGACGUCGACGUGGACGUGGACGUGGACAUGGUCGUGGACGUAGACGUGGACGUGGACGUGGUCGUGGACGUAGACGUGGACGUGGACCUUGACGUGGACGUGGAGGUGGACGUGGACCUGGACGUGGACGUGGACUUGGACGUGGACGUGGACGUGGACGUGCUCGUGGACGUGGACAUGGAUGUGGACGUGGUCGUGGAUGUAGAUGUGGACCUGGACGUGGACGUGGUCGUGGACGUGAACGUGGACGUGGACCUGGACAUAGACGUGGACGUAGACGUGGACGUGGUCGUCGACGUGGACGUGGACGUGGACGUGGUCGUGGACGUGGACGUGGACGUGGACGUAGACGUGGACUUGGACGUAGACCUGGACCUGGACAUGGACGUGGACGUGGUCGUGGACGUGGACGUGGACCUGGACGUGGACGUGGACGUGGACGUGGACGUGGACGUGGACAUGGUCGUGGACGUGGACGUGGACGUGGAAGUGGACGUGGACCUAGACCUGGACGUGGACGUGGAGGUGGACAUGGACUUGGACGUGGACGUGGUCGUGGACGUGGACGUGGACGUGGACGUGGACGAGGUCGUGGACGUGGACGUGGACGUGGACGUGGACGUGGUCGUGCACGUUGACGUGGACCUGGACCUGGACGUGGACGUGGAGGUGGACGUGGACCUGGACGUGGACGUGGACUUGGACGAGGACGUGGACGUGGACGUGGAGGUGGUCGUGGACGUGGACGUGGACGUGGACGUGGUCGGGGACGUGGACUUGGACGUGGACGUGGUCGUGGACCUGGACGUGGACGUGGACGUGGACCUGGACCUGGACGUGGACGUGGACGUGGACGUGGUCGUAGACGUGGACAUGGACGUGGACGUGGUCGUAGACGUGGACGUGGUUGUGAACGUGGACGUGGACGUGGACAUGGACUUGGACGUGGACGUGGACAUGGACCUGGACGUGGACGUGGAUGUGGAUGUGGACCUGGACGUGGAAGUGGACGUGGACGCGGACGUGGACGUGGACGUGGUCGUGGACGUGGACGUGGACGUGGAGGAUUUGGACGUGGACGUGGAUGUGGACGUUGACGUGGACGUGGUCGUGGACGUGGACGUGGACUUGGACGUGGACGUGGACGUGGACGAGGACGUGGACGUGGAUGUGGACGUGGUCGUGGACGUGGACGUGGAUGUGGACGUGGACCUGGACGUGGACCUGGAUGUGGUCGUGGACUUGGACGUGGACGUGGACUUGGACGUGGACGUGGACGUGGACGUGGACCUGGACGUGGACCUGGACGUGGUCGUGGACGAGGUCGUGGACGUGGACGUGGACUUGGACUUGGACGUGGACGUGGAUGUGGACGUGGACGUGGUCGUGGACGUGGACGUGGACGUGGACGUGGUCGUGGACGUGGACGUGGACGUGGACGUGGACUUUGACGUGGACCUGGACGUGGACGUGGACGUGGUUGUGGACGUGGUCCUGGACGUGGACGUGGACGUGGUCGUGGACGUGGAUGUGGAUGUGGACCUGGACGUGGACGUGGACCUGGACGUGGACGUGGACGUGGUCGUGGAUGUGGACGUGGUUUUGGACGUGGACGUGGUCCUGGAUGUGGACGUGGACGUGGACGUGGACCUGGACGUGGAGGUGGACGUGGACCUGGACGUGGACUUAGACGUCGACGUGGACGUGGACGUGGACGUGGUUGUGGACGUGGACGUGGACGUAGACGUGGACGAAGUCGUGGACAUGGACGUGGACGUGGACGUGGACGUGGACGUAGUCGUGGACGUGGACGUGGACGUGUACGUGGAUGUGGACGUGGACCUGGACGUGGACCUGGACGUGGUCGUGGACGUGGACGUGGACGUGGACGUGGACAUGGACGUGGACGUGGUCGUGGACGUGGACGUGAAUGUGGACGUGGACGUGGUCGUGGACUUGGACGUGGACAAGGACGUGGACAUGGACGUGGACGCGGUUGUGGACGUGGACGUGGUCGUGAACGUGGACGUGGACGUUGACGUGGACUUGGACGUGGACCAGGACGUGGACAUAGACGUGGACGUGGACGUGGACGUGGUCUUGGACCUGGACGUGGACCUGGACGUGGUCGUGGACGAGGUCGUGGACGUGGACGUGGACGUGGACUUGGACUUGGACGUGGGCGUCGAUGUGGACGUGGACGUGGACGUGGUCAUGGACGUGGACGUGGACGUGGAAGUGGACGUGGUCGUGGACGUGGACGUGGACGUGAACCUGGACGUGGACUUGGACGUGGACGUGGACCUGGACGUGGACGUGGACGUGGUUGUGGACGUGGACUUGGACGUGGACGUGGUCGUGGACGUGGACGUGGACGUGGUCGUGGACGUGGACGUGGACGUGGUCGUGGAUGUGGACGUGGACGUGGACGUGGACGUGGACAUGGACGUGGAUGUGGUCGUGGACGUGGACGUGGACGUGGUCGUGAACGUGGACGUGGACAUUGACGUGGACAUAGACGUGGACGUGGACGUGGUCGUGGACGUGGACGUGGACGUGGUCGUGAACGUGGACGUGGACAUUGACGUGGACAUAGACGUGGACGUGGUCGUGGACGUGGACGUGGACGUGGACGUGGACCUGGACCUGGACGUGGACGUGGACGUGUACCUGGACGUGGACGUGGACUUGGACGUGGACGUAGUUAUUGAUGUGGACGUGGAGGACGUGGACGUGGACGUGGAGGACGUGGACGUGGACGUGGACUUGGACGUGGACCUGGACGUGGACGUGGACCUGGACGUGGACGUGGACGUGGACGUGGUCGUUGACGUGGACGUGGGCAAGGACGUGGUCGUGGACGUGGACGUGGACGUGGACCUGGACCUGGACGUGGACGUGGAGGUGGACGUGGACCUGGACGUGGACUUGGACGUGGACGUGGACGUGGACGUGGACGUGGUCGUGGACGUGGACGUGGACGUGAACGUGGACGUGGUCGUGGACGUGGACGUGGACGUGGACGUGGUCGUGGACGUGGACCUGGACAUGGACGUGGUCGUGGACGUGGACGUGAACGUGGACAUGGACGUGGUCGUGGACGUGGAUGUGGACGUGGACGUGUACAUGGACGUGGACGUGGUCGUGGACGUGGAUGUGGACGUGGACGUGGUCGUGAACGUGGACGUGGACGUUGACGUGGAUUUGGACGUGGACCAGGACGUGGACAUAGACGUGGACGUAGACGUGGACGUGGACGUGGACGUGGACGUGUACGAGGACGUGGACGUGGUCGUGGACCUGGACGUGGACGUGGACGUGGACCUGGACCUGGACGUGGACGUGGACGUGGUCGUGGACGUGGACGUGGUCGUGGUCGUGGACGUAGACGUGGACGUGGACUUGGACAUGGACGUGGACUUGGACAUGGACCUGGACAUGGACGUGGACGUGGACGUGGAUGUGGACCCGGACGUGGACUUGGAGGUGGACGUGGACCUGGACGUGGACGUCGACGUGGACGUGGACCUGGACCUGGACCUGGACGUGGACAUGGACUUGGACGUGGACGUGGAUGUGGACGUGGACGUGGACGUGGACGUGGACGUGGUCGUGGACGUGGACCUGGACGUGGACGUGGACGUGGUUGUGGACGUGGACAUGGACGUGGACGUGGACCUGGACGUGGACAUGGACGUGGACGUGGACGUGGACGUGGUCGUGGACGUUGACGUCGACCUGGACGUAUACGUGGACGUGGACGUGGUCGUGGACGUGGAUGUCGACGUCGACGUGGACGUGGACAUGGUCAUGGACGUAGACGUGGACGUGGAUGUGGUCGUGGACGUGGACGUGGACGUGGACCUUGAGGAGGACGUGGAGGUGGACGUGGACCUGGACGUGGAAGUGGACUUGGACGUGGACGUGGACGUGGACGUGCUCGUGGAUGUGGACAUGGACGUGGACGUGGUCGUGGAUGUGGACGUGGACGUAGACGUGGACGUGGUCGUGGACGUGGACGUGGACGUGGUCGUGGUCGCGGACGUGGACGUGGACGUGGACGUAGACGUGGACUUGGACGUAGACCUGGACCUGGACGUGGACGUGGACGUGGUCGUGGACGUGGACGUGGACCUGGACGUGGACGUGGACGUGGACGUGGACGUGGACGUGGUCGUGGACGUGGACGUAGACGUGGAAGUGGACGUGGACCUGGACCUGGACGUGGACGUGGAGGUGGACGUGGACUUGGACGUGGACGUGGUCGUGGACGUGGACGUGGACGUGGACGUGGACGUGGUCGUGGAGGUGGACGUGGACGUGGACGUAAACGUGGACAUGGACGUCGACGUGGACGUGGUCGUGGACGUGGACGUGGUUGGGGACGUGGACUUGGACGUGUACGUGGUCGUGGACCUGGACGUGGACGUGGACGUGGACCUGGACCUGGACGUGGACGUGGACGUGGACGUGGUCGUGGACGUGGACGUGGACGUGGACAUGGACGUGGUCGUGGACGUGGUCGUGAACGUGGACGUGGACGUGGACAUGGACUUGGACGUGGACGUGGACGUGGACUUGGACGUGGACGUGGAUGUGGACGUGGACCUGGACGUGGAAGUGGACGUGGACGCGGACGUGGACGUGGACGUGGUCGUGGACGUGGACGUGGACGUGGAGGAUUUGGACGUGGACGUGGACGUGGACGUGGAUGUGGACGUUGACGUGGACGUGGUCGUGGACGUGGACGUGGACUUGGACGUGGACGUGGACGUGGACGAGGACGUGGACGUGGACGUGGACGUGGUCGUGGACGUGGACGUUGAUGUGCACGUGGACCAGGACGUGGACCUGGACGUGGUCGUGGACUUGGACGUGGACGUGGACUUGGACGUGGACAUGGACGUGGACGUGGACGUGGACCUGGACGUGGACGUGGACGUGGUCGUGGACGAGGUCGUGGACGUGGACGUGGACGUGGACUUGGACUUGGACGUGGACGUGUAUGUGGACGUGGACGUGGACGUGGUCGUGGACGUGGACGUGGACGUGGUCGUGGACGUGGACGUGGACGUGGACGUGGACCUUGACGUGGACCUGGACGUGGACGUGGUUGUGGACGUGGUCCUGGACGUGGACGUGGACGUGGACGUGGUCGUGGACGUGGACGUGGUCGUGGACGUGGACGUGGAUGUGUACGUGGACGUGGACCUGGACGUGGACGUGGACGUGGACGUGGUCGUGGAUGUGGACGUGGUUUUGGACGUGGACGUGGUCCUGGAUGUGGACAUGGACGUGGACCUGGACCUGGACGUGGAGGUGGACGUGGACCUGGACGUGGACUUGGACGUGGACGUGGACGUGGACGUGUACGUGGUUGUGGACGUGGACGUGGACGUGGACGUAGUCGUGGACGUGGACGUGGACGUGGACGUGGUCAUGGACGUGGACGUGGACGUCGACCUGGACGUGGUCGUGGACGUGGACGUGGACGUGGACAUGGACGUGGACGUGGUCGUGGACAUGGACGUGAACGUGGACGUGGACGUUGACGUGGACUUGGACGUGGACCAGGACGUGGACAUGGACGUGGACGUGGUUGUGGACGUGGACGUGGUCGUGAACGUGGACGUGGACGUUGACGUGGACUUGGACGUGGACCAGGACGUGGACAUAGACGUGGACAUGGACGUGGACGUGGAUGUGGUCAUGGACCUGGACGUAGACCUGGACGUGGUCGUGGACGAGGUCGUGGACGUGGACGUGGACGUGGUCGUGGACGUGGACGUGGACGUGGACGUGGACGUGGACGUGGGAUGGACGUGGUCACGUGGACGUGGACGUGGACGUGGACGUGGUUGUGGACUAGACUUGGACGUGGACGUGGUCGUGGACGUGGACGUGGUCGUGGACGUGGACGUGGACGUGGUCGUGGACGUGGACGUGGACGUGGUCGUGGACGUGGACGUGGUCGUGGACGUGGUCGUGGACGUGGACGUGGACGUGGACGUGGACAUGGACAUGGACGUGUUCGUGGUCGUGGACGUGGACGUGGACGUGGACGUGGUCGUAAACGUGGACGUGGACAUUGACGUCGUGGAUGUGGACGUGGACGUGGACCUGGACCUGGACGUGGACGUGUACCUGGACGUGGACGUGGACUUGGACGUGGACGUAGACAUUGACGUGGACGUGGAGGACGUGGACAUGGACGUGGAGGACGUGGACGUAGACGUGGACGUCGACUUGGACGUGGACCUGGACGUGGACGUGGACCUGGACGUGGACGUGGACGUGGACGUGGUCGUGGACGUGGACGUGGACGUGGUCGUGGACGUGGAUGUGGACGUGGACCUGGACGUGGACCUGGACGUGGUCGUGGACUUGGACGUGGACGUGGACUUGGACGUGGACGUGGACGUGGACGUGGACGUGGACGUGGACCUGGACGUGGACGUGGACGUGGUCGUGGACGAGGUCGUGGACGUGGACGUGGACGUGGACUUGGACUUGGACGUGGACGUGGAUGUGGACGUGGACGUGGACGUGGUCGUGGACGUGGACGUGGACGUGGUCGUGGACGUGGACGUGGACGUUGACGUGGACCUGGACGUGGACGUGGACGUGGUUGUGGACGUGGUCGUGGACGUGGACGUGGACGUGGACGUGGUCGUGGACGUGGACGUGGAUGUGUACCUGGACGUGGACGUGGACCUGGACGUGGACGUGGACGUGGACGUGGUCGUGGAUGUGGACGUGGUUUUGGACGUGGACGUGGUCCUGGAUGUGGACAUGGACGUGGACCUGGACCUGGACGUGGAGGUGGACGUGGACCUGGACGUGGACUUGGACGUGGACGUGGACGUGUACGUGCUUGUGGACGUGGACGUGGACGUGGACGUGGACGUAGUCGUGGACGUGGACGUGGACGUGGACGUGGUCAUGGACGUGGACGUGGACGUCGACUUGGACGUGGUCGUGGACGUGGACGUGGACGUGGACAUGGACGUGGACGUGGUCGUGGACAUGGACGUGAACGUGGACGUGGACGUUGACGUGGACUUGGACGUGGACCAGGACGUGGACAUGGACGUGGACGUGGUUGUGGACGUGGACGUGGUCGUGAACGUGGACGUGGACGUUGACGUGGACUUGGACGUGGACCAGGACGUGGACAUAGACGUGGACAUGGACGUGGACGUGGACGUGGUCGUGGACCUGGACGUGGACCUGGACGUGGUCGUGGACGAGGUCGUGGACGUGGACGUGGACGUGGACGUGGACUUGGACUUGGACGUGGACGUGGAUGUGGACGUGGACGUGGACGUGGUCGUGGACGUGGACGUGGUCGUGGUCGUGGACGUGGACGUGGACGUGGACCUGGACGUGGACUUGGACGUAGACGUGGACGUGGACGUGGACGUGGACGUGGUUGUGGACGUGGACUUGGACGUGGACGUGGUCGUGGACGUGGACGUGGUCGUGGACGUGGACGUGGACGUGGUCGUGGACGUGGACGUGGACGUGGUCGUGGACGUGGACGUGGACGUGGUCGUGGACGUGGUCGUGGACGUGGACGUGGACGUGGACGUGGACGUGGACAUGGACAUGGACGUGUUCGUGGUCGUGGACGUGGACGUGGACGUGGUCGUAAACGUGGACGUGGACAUUGACGUGGACAUAGACGUCGUGGAUGUGGACGUGGACGUGGACCUGGACCUGGACGUGGACGUGUACCUGGACGUGGACGUGGACUUGGACGUGGACGUAGACAUUGACGUGGACGUGGAGGACGUGGACAUGGACGUGGAGGACGUGGACGUAGACGUGGACGUCGACUUGGACGUGGACCUGGACGUGGACGUGGACCUGGACGUGGACGUGGACGUGGACGUGGUCGUGGACGUGGACGUGGACGUGGUCGUAGACGUGGACGUGGACCUUGACCUGGACGUGGACGUGGAGGUGGACGUGGACCUGGACGUGGACUUGGACGUGGACGUGGACGUGGACGUGGUCGUGGACGUGGACGUGGACGUGGACGUGGACGUGGUCGUGGACAUGGACGUGGAGGUGGACGUGGUCGUGGACGUGGACGUGGACAUGGACGUGGACGUGGACAUGGACGUGGUCGUGGACGUGGACGUGGUCGUGGACGUGGACGUGGACAUGUACAUGGACGUGGACGUGGUCGUGGACGUGGAUGUGGACGUGGACGUGGUCGUGAACGUGGACGUGGACGUUGACGUGGACUUGGACGUGGACCAGGACGUGGACAUAGACGUGGACGUGGACGUGGACGUGGUCGUGGACGUGGACGUGGUCGUGGACGUGGACGUGGUCGUGGACCUGGACGUGGACGUGGACUUGGACGUGGACGUGGACUUUGACGUGCACGUGGACGUGUAG
Closterium sp. NIES-65 is the source of this 15112-nucleotide messenger RNA. The record is from the annotation of a GenBank genome assembly. NCBI's taxonomy places the organism in Eukaryota, Viridiplantae, Streptophyta, Zygnematophyceae, Desmidiales, Closteriaceae.